AGUGGACACAAUGUGUUGAUACUGACGGCACAUCCGGACGACGAGACAAUGUUCUUCGGGCCGACCAUUAUAUCGGAAGUGAUGGCCAACCGAAAGGUGUAUGUCUUGUGUCUAUCGAAAGGCGAUUAUUACGGAAUCGGCGGCCGAAGAGUCCGCGAACUCGAGGAAUGCUGUCGUGUAUUGAAUGUGACGGCCGUUGAGGUCGUCGACGAUAAUCGACUCAAAGACACGCCCAGCGAAUGGUGGGAUCAGUCGGUGAUCGCCAAAUACGUGGACCAGUUUGUGGCCAAACACAGUAUCGACCGUAUCAUCAGUUUCGAUGAUUACGGCAUCAGUGGUCACUCCAACCAUCGCGCUCUCUAUCAGACACUCGUUACCCUUAGAGCUGAUCCCAAGUUUGCCCACAUUUCGAUGUAUUGUUUGGAUUCGGUGUCCAUUUUGCGGAAAUCAUACUAUCCGAGUUAA
Molecule: messenger RNA, 465 nt
Organism: Medioppia subpectinata
Lineage: Eukaryota; Metazoa; Arthropoda; Arachnida; Sarcoptiformes; Oppiidae
Source: the annotation of a GenBank genome assembly